Molecule: messenger RNA, 714 nt
Organism: Penicillium manginii
Lineage: Eukaryota; Fungi; Ascomycota; Eurotiomycetes; Eurotiales; Aspergillaceae
Product: alpha/beta hydrolase
Exons: 1
Coding region: 1-714 (237 amino acids)
Biological process (GO): triglyceride catabolic process
Cellular component (GO): cytosol
Molecular function (GO): triacylglycerol lipase activity; sterol ester esterase activity
Source: RefSeq, a predicted model, not a curated record
AUGUCAUCUCUUGCAUUUGAUCAUGAAUUCUUCGAAGGUUGCAAAGACCUUCUACCUAGCAUGGAGCCAAAUAAGACAUCUGAUCCAAAAAAUCGCAAUCUCGGCCGCCUCGACUGGAUUAAAACUCAAGAAAAGCGAUAUUGUCACCUACUAGAUGACCCAAGUGUCACAGUGACGGCCUUGAAGAUACCAUUUUCCGGUCACAGCGAACCAAUCUCUGUUUACCAAUUAUGUCCCACACGCGCUCGACAACCAUCCAGCUCACCAUUUCCCGCUAUUAUCCAUACUCACAGUGGGGGAUUCAUUUACGGAUCUGUUCCAUACCUCCUCAAAAGACUCAAGUAUCAAGCUGCAGAAUGUGGUGUUCAGAUCUUCAGUAUCGAUUAUUUUCUUGCUCCCGAGUACUCUUAUCCGCACCAAUUCCUGGAAUGCUGGACCACAUUGAAUUGGAUACAUGACAACGCCAAAUACCUCAAUAUUGACCCGGCUCGCAUCGCUGUCAUGGGAGAAAGUGCAGGUGGAAACCUUGCGGCAGCGACAGCUCUCAUGGCUAGGGAUAGGGGAUUACAGCCGCAACUAGCAAAACAGAUUCUCAUCUACCCGAUGCUCGACGACCGGACUAUCUACCAGAAUCCAGAGUUGGAGAGAUUGGCAAUUUGGGGCCAUGCAGACAACCGAGAUGCCUGGGGGGGCUUAUCUGGGGGAUUUGGCUAA